CACCGGGUGAUCGGUUCCCCUUUCUGGAGAUAUGGCGUCAGGGCUAAACCCAGAGGAAGCCCCUCUGGACGAUGGAGCCAUCCCCUUGGAUAUUGAUAACGUCCACAUGCUACUGCAAGUGGAGCAAGAACAGAUUCAGAAGAGAACCUUCACCAACUGGAUCAAUGCUCAACUAUCUAAGAGGAGCCCUCCCACAACAGUGCUGGACCUGUUCUCUGACCUUAGAGAUGGCGCUCGCCUCCUUGACCUGCUCGAGGUGAUGAGCGGCCAGCGCAUGAAACGGGAGAGGGGCCACGGGUUUUUCCAGCACAGGGGUAACAUUCAGACAGCCUUGGACUUCCUCAAGAAGAAAUCGGUUAAACUGGUGAACAUCAACAUCCCAGACAUCAUCGAGGGACGCCCCUCCAUCAUCCUGGGCCUUAUAUGGACCAUCAUCCUCCACUGUCACAUUGAGGAGCUGGCCAGCACACUGUCUUUCAGCUCACGCCACUCUUCCCUGGACUCCCUGGCCAGUCUGGACUCUCGCUCCAGUAGCCCUGCCCUGGGAAGCCCAACCCCGGGUAGUCCUGCCCCUCGCGGGCGAGCUUCGCCCCUCCACACCCGCUUCCGCGUCUCGGCCAAGAAGGCCAUGCUGAUGUGGGUUCGAGACCAGUGCCAAAGAGCUGACUGCUCCCUCAGUGUCAAAGACUUUAAAUGCAGCUGGCGCAGUGGGAUGGCAUUCCUGGGCAUCCUGUGUUCUCUGAGACCAGACCUGGUGGACUUAACUCAGGCCCAGUCUAGAAACAACCAGCAGAACUUGGAGGAGGCCUUCCGUCUAGCUGAGCAGGAGCUACACAUCCCCCGUCUGCUGGAGCCCCAGGACGUUGACGUAAAAAACCCGGACGAAAAGUCCAUCAUGACCUACGUGGCCCAAUUCCUGCAGUAUUCCAAUGACCUCCCCACACCACCCGACGAUGAUGACCUGCAGCUGUUCACCCAGGCCCAGCCCCCCUGCCUUUCUCCUAUCAAUCUGCCCUCUCACUUCACCCCUGCCAUCGCUGUCUCUCCCCUGCACCAGGCCUCACCCAAUCGAAGGGCCCGGGAGGUGACCUGCUGGCUACAACGGGCCUAUCAGGAGCUGCUGGAGGUGUGGGCCUCCACGGAGAAAAAAGCCUAUGCAGAGCGGUAUCAGGCAUUCCAGGCAUUUGCGGUCUCCUUCAGUGAGCAGCGACGGCCAGUGAUGCCCCUGUUGGGAGCCAUGCGACGCUGCCCGGAGCCCAGCGAGGAGCAACGUGCCCUAAGAGCAGCCUGGGACUGCCUGGAAGAGAAGCUGCGACAGUGUAAGGCUGAGCUGGAUACGUAUCUCCCUGCGCCAAUGGACUUUGUCGGGGCGUGGCUUCACCGUAUGGAGGCAGUACUAUCUGAAGAGGGAGGAAAUGCUCAGGACCACGCCUGUGCUGCCAAAGAAGCUAGAGUCAAACAGGAAAAACUCAAGAAUUCAAUGGUUGAGUUGAGCAGCCACCUCAACAUCCUUCACACGUUCUGCAACCAGGCUGAGACCGGUGCUGUACUCGUGCCUGUGGAGAAGUUAGACGAAAUCAAGAGACGUUUCACCAACGCCCGUGUCACGGCUAAGUACCACGGGAUCAAACUGGAAUACCGGGAGCACCGGCACACCGUCCUGGAUCUACUGGCUCGAAUUGGUGCCAAGUUACGCUCCUGGAAAGGGCCCUACAGCUCCCAGGAUGCAGUGCGUCUGCUCCUACAGGACUGGCAUGACACAGUGGAUCGCCAAUGCCUAGUUUCUCAUCUGGUGGAUGCCCUCCAAAAAUUGAAACAGACAGCCAGCACUUACACAAGCAAGGCAGCUCUGGGUGAGGAUGCCCAGCUUGUCAGUAGGCAGGUGAAGGAGGCAGAGAGUGACACGGCCACGAGCACAGAGGAAGUGGCGUUAGUGAAAGGCACCAUGGGACGUGUUUUGAGUACCUGGGAGGCCUACAGCAAGAAUCUCCCCCCCCUACAGACGUGGCUGGCUCAGGAGUCCUCUGGGACAGAGGGGACAUCCCAGCAGGUGUCCCAGUGGAGCACCCUGCAGGCCUACCUGAACGAGGUGGGUAACUUCCUCAUCGAGGUCACAGACCCAUCUACCAGCAAAGCCCUGGUAGCUGAACUUAGUAAGCUGAACAUGCAGUGGGCCGCCUACAUGAAGAGGACUAUGUUUGGGGUAUCGAACCAGCCCAGUGCUGGUCCUCUGAGCAUCCAGGCGGUACAGGCUCUGGCCCAAGAGGCAGGCUGGGUGCUGAGGGAGCGCCUAGAGGUGGAGUCUGUCCCACUGAAAGCCUACAAGAAGAGGGUGCAGCUUUUGAGUAAGAAGAUAAUGGAGGUGGAUUUGGAUUCUCUCAGCCCAUCCCCAGACUUCCCUGUGGACAAAGUGGAAAAACUCAGACAUACACUCCCGGAGGUUUGGCAGGCGCUGGCCAGAGCGGAAAGGACAUGCAGUGAUCUACAGAGGGCCACGUCCAUGUUAGAGGGCCGUUUGGCCGAGCUGAGUCACUGGGGGACCGAAGCCCUGGAGGUUCACCAGCACCUGGAAGAGAGGAAACCUGGAAGAGAGGCCAAAGCACUGAUCUCUCGUGGCCUGCAGCUUGAGGGCCAAGUGGUGACAGAGGGGCAGGACCUGCAAGUCCUGGUGAAGAAAGCACAGACGAACUCCCCUAUUCAGCACCUCAAUGCAGCUGCUUUGGAAGACAGAGUCACAGAAGCGGUUGCUCAGGCUCAGGAAAUGGUGGAGAUGCUUAGCUCCCUGGGGUCAAGGCGAGCUCGGGUCCCGGCGGGGGAUGAGCCACCACCCAAGGUGGUAGUCCGCUGGUACUCACUGCCAGAGACCCAGAGGGGUUCAUUUGCAGCGGCCACAGCCAAGAGCAAGAGUGACGCCAAGCUUGCAACUCAGACACCCCCACAUCGGCGGCACACAGAGCCCCAUAGCCCACUGCAAGGGGACCGUCUACCCCAGGACAUCAGCCAGCAGACAGCCAUCAUCAAGGCCCUACCACAAAGUCAAUCUCACACUCAGGCUCCAACACAGCCUCAGCCGGUGGGCCUUACUCAAUCUCAGGUUCUGACUCAAAACAAACCUCAAACGCAGCAAACUCAAACUCCCAUUGAACCUCGAGUUCAGCUUCUGGCCCAAGUUGAAACAUACGCCAAACCCAGUGAAACUCAACCUUUGAAGCAAAGUCACGAAGAGCAAGAGCAGCAGCCUGUGGGUCAAUCUUUGUACCAUGUUCCCACAGUGUCCCAAACCCAGUCUGAAACAACUCAAAAACAGACCCACAUCCCCAAAUUCAAAGUUAAAGGCCAGCUGAGGACCCAGAACCCUCCUCAUCAGUGUAGCGACCAAGCCUCUCCACACCCACCGUUCAUGGUCCAUAGCGAGAUCUACUCGAAAGCCAAGGCGAUGGCUAGGAGCAGGCUGGAGAAGGCCAAGUUUCGCUUGCAAGAGAACAUCCAGGAAGCCAUCGUACUCUUCAGUGACCGAGAGAUGUCUGACUGGCAAGCCAAGAGAAAAGAGAGGGCGCUGGGUGCUUUGAGGCCCGCCAUCCUGGAGGAGUUCCUGGGGGCCGCUGAGGGUUUGGGGGCCCUCUGCUCUGGGGCCCAGCUCCAAGCCGUGAAGCUACUGUCUCUUUCAGUCAGGAGCCAGUGGGAGGCAUGUCUACCCUCAGAGGGCAGUGCGACGCUGAGGGGUGCCGAGUGCAUGGAGGCCCUCAGGGAGCUCUGUGAGACCCUGGCCCCGGAAAGUUCCCCCAUCACAGCUGCAGUCCAGCGAAGGGAGUCAGGGGGAGUGCAAGGGAGCAUGCUGCCGCAACUGCAGCACGGUGCCACAGUGCCCCCGCAGGACAGUAGGGGGUGCGAGCCUGAAGAUCACACCCUGCUGAGCGAGACUGGCCAGCAGGCUGGCCCACAAAAGCAAAGCCAGGAGCUCCCACAAAAGCAAGCUGGACACCGCUCUCAGGCUCUGGAAGGCCAGAACCAAACCCAACUAAGACAGGACCGCCCACUGCAAGUCCAGGGUCUGCCACUGCAGACCCCGGAACACCCAGUCCAAGAUCGCCCAUUGCAUGUCCAGGGCCGCCUACUGCAAGUCCAAGGGGGUCGUUUAAUGCAUGUCCAGAAAAGCCACCAACAAGGGCCAAAUCACACUCAGGUGAUUGUCAGGGGCGAUAGCGUGGAGACCGAGCAGCAGGCACCUGAACGGACAGUCAUCCCGGCCGCCGACACCACCCCCCCACAGGAAGAGGGGUUGUCGACGCAGGAAGUGGUGGAGAGGUACAGAGCUUCCCGUUCAGCCUUCCAUUCACAGCUCCAGAGAAACAGACAGAGUCUGGAGAGAGAGUUUCAGCCUGAGCCAGUCACCACCUCUGCCCUGCACAGCCACAUCAAGGAGCUACAGGCUCUUAAGCAGGAGACUGAGGUGCUGUGGUUUGAGUUUGAGCUGCAGUCCUCCCAGGUGUCCCAGCAGCAGAGUGCAGAGGGAGGUGGACUGGAGGGGGACAGUGAAGGGGCCAAGCUCCUUCAGCAGUGGAGAGGCCAGCAGAUCUGCCUGCAGACCAGAAUGGCUUAUCUGGAAACCACCGUGGAGCUGAUGGAAUCGGCAGACUCUCAGAUAUCACUGAUCUCAGACCAGCUUGGCCGCAUCACCAGGCAGCCCAUAGCUAUCUCAGCCUAUGGGAUGACUGAUCCCUGGACUGUGGCUGACUUUAAGGAAAUGGACCAGCAGCUCCACGCGGAGCUGAAGUGCAUGUCAGGGCAGACCUCCGGGGGGGAGGCCCUAGACUCCUCUAUGCCCCCAUCCCAGUGGCACCGCCUCCACCAGCUCAGACAGACACUAAAGAGGGUGCGCUCUGCCGCCGGGGCCCUUGAUUGCUUUCUAGCCCAGAUACGAGAGGCCGACGCUGGCAUACAGGCUGCGCUGGUUCCCUUGGACCACUGGCAACAUGGAGAUGGUGCGACCCGGGCCCGAGGCAGGCAUUCCGGGCUGCUGUCUAUCCGGCAGAGUGUGAGGAAGUACGGAGAAGAAGCCGGGAGCGUGGAUGGUCUACUGGAGGCAGCCGGAAUGGAGUUGACGAUGGAAGGAGCUGCUGUGACUUGUCGUGACACAGUGGCAGCGUUGUCACAGCGAUUGGAUGAGGCAGACCUCGAGUUGGCCAGAAGCGGAAUUGGGAGGGGACAGAAGCAGAAGGAGGAGGAGCUAAGCCUUAAAGGGAGGGGGAAAGGGGCAGGGCCUGACAUGCAGAGGAGGGGAUUGGAACAAAAGGAGGAGGAUGCGUUCCAAAGACAGAGGGGGCAGGAACAGGGGGUAGGGCCUAAGGCCCAAAGAAGGAGGGAAGAGGAGGAAUCGUCGGGCCUUAGGAGGAAGGGCCAGGUGGAAGGGAAAGAGGGGGAGGAGAAGAGGAGUUCAGGCCAGAGGAGGAUGGCCCUACUGGUGGUCCUGAGGGAGAUUCAGAGGGCAGUGGAGCAGCAGGGACUGAAGGAGCCAACACUCCCUGCAGUGCAGCGCAGGAUGCGUGCAUUGGCAGACCUGGAGGGGCGUCUGGCUGCGCUGCGCUCUGAGCUGCAGAGUCUAGAGGCUGCAGACCGUGGUGCUGCGCAAACGACCUCCAACCCCGAGAGGGGCGGAGCCACACAGGAGCUGGAGACAUUGUGGGAGGAGACCCAUAGAGCCAUUACAGAGAGGCUGGAUCGUUGUGGAGGUCUAACAGAAUUACUGAAGAGGUUCCAAAUGGUACACAGUCGUCUAAGCAGCACCUUACAGAGGGCCGAGCGCACCAUCAGUGAACAGGCCUCGUACAUGGGCAAAGACAACCUACAGAGACUCCUCACUAAGGUCCAUAGCACCAAGGCAGAGUUGAGUGGUCUCGGGGAGGGAGUGGAGGAGAUGCGAGGCAUCUGCAAGCAGCUGCAGUCUCAGCUGCGCCAAAUCCUUGACUGCCCUGAAACUCCAUUUGAGGGCGAGGCUGACACCCUGAUGGACCGCUGGCUAGAUGUGACAGAGAGGACGGACUCUCACCUGGACAACCUACGCAUGGGGCUGGAUCUGUGGGAUGGGCUGCUACAGCUGGGCGGAGAGGUGGAGAGCUGGACCAGCCACAAAAUGGCCCACUUGGUGCAGUCACACCCCUUCCACAGCGAACAAGAAGUCACAGCCAUGCAGGAGGAGAUCCGGGUCCAGGAGGAGAGUGUGGGGCGCUUCCACAGGAGGGCUUCUGAGAUCCAGGUCUUGUUGCAGAGCAAGGAGCCCCCACUGGAGCUUCAGGUGAUCGAGACCCAGAUGAGGAAGAAGAUGGAGCAGGUGAAGGAGCUCUUCUCCGACCUCGAUGAUGUCUACAGGCACCUGGUGGUGGCCAAGGGACAAGUGGCAGCCAAGAUGGCCGAGUGUCACUCCUCUCUUCAGGGCAUCCAGGACUCACUGGACACGCUCAGUGCUGCCGACGGCCCAAAGCUCCUCACACAGAUUCAGGAGCUGUCUGCACAGCUUCAGACACAGGAAAAGCAGGCGGAGGGCCUCCUGGAGGAGCUGCACCUCAUGACCUCCGUGGCCAGCCCACAGAGCUUGCAGAGCCUAGCUGCGGAUGGUGUCCGGCUGCACGAGCUUGUCUGCGCAGCCCGUCAGCACAUUAGUGAAAUGAGGGUGCAGGCCCAGAGGGAUAUCAAGGCCUUGCACAGUCUGCAGGAGGAGUUUGCCCGUCUGCAAGAGUGGUUGCAAGCCGCAGUGCUGAAGGUGGACAAAGGGGAGGAGCUUAGCCGCUUGCAGGAGGAAGUGGUCGAACACAGUAAGCACACAGAGGCCCUCAGUGGACACAUAGCCACCUUGCAUGGGAGCACCCUAAAGCAUUCCCCCCUACUAAAAGAGAGUGAGCAACUUCUAGAGCGCUGCUGCAGUCUCCACACCCAUCUGCUUUCCUCCAAGGAGAACCAGAGCUCUCUGACCAGCCACACCCAGGCCUUCCAGACUCUGGCCCAGGACACCCAAGCCUGGGUUAGAGUCUUGCAACAGCAGGCUGACUCUCUGGCCACUGGAGCCCCAUGCAUCCACAGCCAGGCUGAGCAAAGACUACAAGCUGCAGAGACUGUGUUGAGUGCCAAGGCAGAGGGAGAGUCUCGUAUGGAGAAGCUGAAGGAAGCAGGCCACAGGCUGGCCCACAGACCGGGCCUGGGAGAGAGUCUGAAACUGGACGUCAUGCAGACCGUCAGUUACACAGAGGUGCACUGGGGAGCCGUUCUGCAGUCUGCAGACCAACACCGCAGUCUGCUGCAUGGUGAGCCCGAGCUCUCCUCCUCUCUUCUGGUCCAGAGGCAGCAGGCCUGGUCCAGAGUGAACCAGCUCCAGCACCAGACUACCCAGCUCUCCCUGUUCUUUCCCUGGCCCGGCCUGGCCCAACACAGGCAGGCUGCCCAACAGGCCCGGGCACUACUGGACCAGGCCACAGCCUUGGGGCCGGCCUUCUCUGCCUUGGGGGCCCAGAGAAAGGAGCUAGCCCAGCGCACCAAGGAACCCAAUUGGGAGGACCCUUCCUGGGCUACACUAGAGGAUUGCCAACCCGCCUUGGUCAAAAAGCUCCAUGGUAUGUGUGUGAGUCUUGAGGGAGGCGUCCGUAACGAGGAUCGCUGUGGCCAGCUGGUGCAGGAGUGCCGGCACACCUUGAACUCACUGCAGGAACGGAUGCUGGGUAUUGAGUCUCAGCCCAGAGACUCUAGUUUCCUGGAGACUGAUACAGGGGCUGUGGAGGCUUUGCAGGAGGCCGUGGGCCACAUGGAGAAAGACUUUGUGGAGCUCGAGACUCUUAAGGACAUCCUGCUUGCCAGCUGCACCGCCAAGGGUCAGGCCACUCUGUCUCAAGAGGUCAAAGAUCUCCAGGACCAGAAGGAGGAGUUAGAGAGGGGCGUCAGCUGGCUGGCUCAACUACAGGCUGAGGAGCAGGUAGCCCGACGAGACCAGCGAAUCAGGGAGGAGGUUGACAACCUUCAGAGGGCCCUACAAGGCUUGGCUGACCGUUUGGGGGAUGACCCAGAAACGACUGAAGGAUUCACUGAUAUUAGGCAGCUCCAGCAGCGCUGGCACGUCCUACAGGACUGUGACCAAAGCCUGAGGAAGCUUGCGGCACAGCUUCAUCACCUGGAGAAAGCAGUAGGGUCAGAGGACACAUAUGGAGAAUUUCAAAACAAUGUGACUUUGGCUGUGGAUUCAGUGGCCAAAGACUUAGACAGCCUGUGUUUCUCUCUACAUGAGCGAAUGCAGCUUUUUUCAGGCGGCACAGCCCUUAGAAUGUCUGGGGCGAUCUGUGGACUGCAGCAGUGGAACCAGGCAGCACAGUCAAAUCCCCGAAAGUCUGUACAGGCUACACUAAACAAUGGGAAGCAACUCCAAGGGACGCUACGUGAGGCGCUGUCACAGCUAGACUUCCUAUUGGACUGUGUCGGAAGGGAGCGCGUGGAGCAGUUCGAGAGAAGGGCUGGACAGGCCCUUAGCAACAGUGCAGCUCUCCUCACAGCCCUAGCCCAAUCCCAGGUGUCCCUAGUGAGCACAGAGGUGGAUGGAGACAAUAAGAUACCAAGCAACACACCUGGCAAAGCGCCAUCUUGCAGCGAGACAUCCCUUUUGUCACAACCUGUAGAGGAAGUGACUCCAGGAGGGAUCAAACCUCUUCAGGCUAAUAUUGACUCAACAAAAGAUCCGGAAAAAGAGCAGGCUGAAAGCAGAGUGCAAAGCAAAAGAGCCGUUACCAGAGGAACAAUGGAUGCUGUUAAAGAACCGACCAAGAAAGUGAUGAGCGACACUGAACAAAGAGCAGAGGACAAAGAAUACGGCAGAGACUCAUUGAAGGACUGGAGCAUCCAGCCAGCAGAGAGAAUGGUCACAGGCAUGGAGGAUGGGGAGAGUCAAAUACAAAUUCCCAUGGGAGAAACCUUAACCCAAACUCCCAUCACCAGCGUUGAUAUCUCCGCCACUGUGGUGGUGCCAGAGACCCCGGGCACUAGCCAAUGUGGGGCUACUGUAACAGAGAUAACACCUCACCAUAUAGAACCAAUGGAUCAAGAGGGAACCUCAUCUCCGACUCCGCACAAAGUGUUCACCAUCGUCCUGGACACAGACCUCGAACGACAACAACUUGAUGGCAUGUCUAUGGCCAACGCUCUCCAAAGCAGACCAGGUUACGAUGGCAACAAUGAUAUUGUACAUACAGACUCGCCUCAACAUGGCGACAGUGAGAUUCCGGCUACUGAGUCACAUGACUAUGCAAACACUGCGGUUGUAUGCUCUGGAUCGGUCGGAGGAGGUCAAGAGUCUUCAGUACCAGAUAAAGGCGCUCAACUCACUUACACUUUUGCUGUUGUCAAACAGAGUGACCAGGCAAAACAAGAUUUGACUGAGCCUCCCCAAAAAGUGGCCACCAUUUUCUUGAACACAGCUGUUGCACCUGCUGGGAAAGUUAUUGUUCAGGAAGCUGAGACUCUACAUCGUGAAGUCACUUCCUCGACCAAAGCUGAAUUGGGCAUUAAAAGCAGUGUGGGGCUAGGGACAGAUCCACAGUCGGACCCUGUAACACAUCUCAUGCUGCAUCCAGAAAGAAAGCAGCUAGAGACGCAUGCAAGACCCACAGACAAAUCACAGUCAGAUAACAAAACACAACGCACAGAGUCUAGAGACUGCACUGAGACAAAGAAAGUAUUUACAAUUGUUUUGGACAUGGAGCAACCUCCGUCUCAGUCCAAGGACAUUAAAACCAGGGAGCCUCCUUGUGGUAAUGGCUCAGAUACAUUUAGCUCUGGUGACUUUCCUUCAAAACUGACUGAUAGUUCUGUCACUGGGAACACCAAGAAUACAGAUGGCGGGCGGCGCGUCAAGUCAAAGCACAGGGGGCGGAGGAGGGCUGAUUUUAGGAACUCAGCGUCCAAGGGCCCCAAAGUGAAGAGUUCCAAGGGCCCCUCUGUUUCAAAGAACACGGAAUCAGAGUGGGAGCAAUCGCAGGGCCCCAAAACAAAAGGUCUGAAAUCAAAAGGCCCCGAAUCAGGGCUCACAGAGUCUAAGUCCGCUGAAUUGGCGCACACCGAGUCCGAGUCACAGAGACACACUGAUAACUCUGAGAAGACUGAACCAGGAAGUGUUGAUGAUGACACAAACACUAAAGAUGCCAGACAGACAGAAAUGACAGCCAGCCAAAUAGCUGUAAACACAGGAGCCUCAGACAUCACCUGUACUGCAGACAGCAAAGAUAACAGACAGACUGUGAGCAAAGACACUGGAAACAUAGACACUGACAUGCUACAGGUGAAUGAUCUCACACAGACAGAUGUCAGUCAGACAGAUGCCACAAGAGACAAUACACAGUUGUCAUACGCACCUUCACCAGCAUAUGUAGCCACAGAGACGGAGCCCAGAGAGGGGACAGAAAGGACAGCUCCACAGGAACAGAUGCAGGGGGGGAGUGAAGUCAAGAGGAGGACCUCGGUCCAUACUGGGGGGCUGCUAUCCGAUGCCGUGGCGAAGGAGGAGAGAGUUGGGGGAGCAGUGUGCCCGGAGGUCCCGUGCCACAGGUCCACUAUGCAAGGCAUCCUCUCUAAGGUCCAAGGGUUGGUGGAGAGGAAGGACAUCAUCACGGGAGGCCAGUGGAUGGAUGCGGCUUGGUACCUGCAGCCUUCGCCUAGAAAGCCAGAGAUCCAAAUAGGGCGCACUGUCCUUAGGGUUCUAGGAUGCCGCUACCAGCCAGCCCAGCUCAACCUUGCCAACAUGGCCCGGCAACUGGCGGAGGCUGAGGACUGCAGACGCUACGUGCUUGAGCAGGUGGCUGCAAUAAACCAUGUGGUCGGUGACCCAGAGGACGCAACAAAUCUGGAGGGGCGAUGGAGUGCAGCCCUGUUGGAUGCCUCGGCCACAGUUCAGGUCAAAGAGGCUCAGCUCCACCUGGUCACACAGUACCACAGGCAGACUCAGGCCAUCCGGAGCAUUCUGGAGAGAUGGACAAGCGAUAUGGAUGAGCUACAAUUGGACACCCGAAGCAGUGCGCUUCAGGCUGAAAAACUACAUACUCUGUUAUGUAACAUUGAACAGCAGAAGGGCAUGAUGGGGGAGCUGCUCCAGGUGUGUUGCCAGGUGUCUGCCCACCUGAGUGAAGUCGAGGGGUCAGGGGCACUCCUCGCUCAGCUAGGGGAUCUGCAGGAGGAGUGGAGGCUUUUGGAGGGUACCGGGAAUAGAGGCCUGAGGCAUGCCUCAAUUGGUUCUUCUCAGUCCUCUAUCCUUCUACAAAAGGCUGAGCAGCUGCAUUGCAAGCUUGAGACUCUUCAGAAGUCCAUCACCCUCUUACAGUCCUCUCAAUUGCAGCAUGACACUCACAAAGCUUUAGAGCUGACCUUUAUUACUGCUGACUUGAAAGCCUUCAACCAGCAGUACCUACACCUGCUUGGGCAAUCAGAGGAUUUUACCCACUUUUCUCUUGGGCAGAAGGAGAAGGAGGAUGUGGAGUGUACUCUUCAGAGCUUGAGCUCCUUACUUACCUCCACUCAGAGGUUGCUCUCUGCUCAGUCAUACUCUAUAGCAAAACCCUCCUUGGCUAAAAUCAUUAAGCAAAUGCAGGACUUGAUUAUCUGGGCCAAGCAGGCGGAAAACCACAUCUCAGCAGGUGAAAAUGUAGCACUCUUCCCUGAAGAGGCCCGUCUCCAAAUUGCCAGCAUGAGGAAGCUUCAAUCUGAGAUUUUGGCAAGGCGUUCCAGGGUGCACUACAAAGUUGAGGACCUGAAAGAACUGAUGUCGGAUGAGGGGGAAAUUGACAAAGUGCUGUCAUCAAUGAAGACCUUGAAGGACCUCUACGAAACAGUCUCAGAUAACUCUGCUCGUAUUCUGAAGGAAAUGGAGGCUGUUUUGGAGGAAAGAGAGAAGAUGCUGGUCCAGAUCUCAAAAGUGAACACCUGGCUAGCAGUGGCACACCAUGAGAGAGAGGUCACCACAGAUGUAGAGAAUGUGUCCAAAGACACCAUCCCAGAUCUGGAAAGCAAGCUGCAGUUUCACAUGGGUGCCAUCAAGGAAGCAGAAAGACAGAUGGCUGUCACAGAUGCCCUUUUGGAGAUCUGCAUGGAGGUCUCUUCGGGGUUGAGUCCAGCAGAGAGCCACUUUCUUGUCAACAGGCUCACAGGCCUCCGGACCGAGGUGGACAGAAUGGUGGCCCACGAGAAAGCAGCUCAAUGGGAGUUGGAGGAACUGCUUCACACCCGGACUUCUUCGGCCGAGGAACUGGCGGCUGUCCAGGUGAGCGUGCAACAGAUAUGGGCCGACCUGGAGAGGCAGAGGUUCCCAGUGACAAAGGACUCCCUAUCUGCCAUAGAGCCCUUGACGCACAUGCUCCUGGAGCACCAAUGUCAGAUCCAGGAACUCCAGUACUGCCAAGAGGACCAGAAAAGUGCCCUCUUGCGUACCAUUGGCGAACUGCAGGAGAAGGUGAAAACUCUCCACCACCACGCCCUGGAACACGAGAAGUACCUGACCUACCGGCAGCACAUGGAAGACUCCAGGGAGGUGGCAAAGGAGCGUGCUCAGUGCUCCAAAGACAAGAGAGUCAGCGUGGGGGAAAGGUUCAGUCUUUGCCAGGCUCUUCUGGUGGAACUUCCGCUGGUGAAGACCCAGUGCCAGGAUGCUUCCGACCAGCUUGAGGCCAUCGCCCAAGACCUGCACCUAUCGGAUAGGAUGUUGCUCCUGUCGGAGAGGCAGAGGAUCCGGCGAACUGUUGAAAACCUAGCCUCCUGGGAGAUUGCCAUCACUGACGACGUCAAAAACCUAGAGGGAAAGCUUCUGGAGGGUCUCAAAUUCUGCACUGAGCUUCCUGCCAUGAUGGACCUUCUUCAACAGGUCAGGCAGGAGCUGACGGAAUUUGACCCGGUGAAGCCAGACGUGAGGGCCGUCAACAUAGCGCUGCGGAGGUGCUGGGUAAUCUGGAGGAACGUAGAGUCUGUCAUGCGGGUGUUGGAAGCUUUGAGGCAGAGAGAGCAAGUGGAGAUGAGCCAGUGUGGGGAGCUGCACACCCUGAGGAAUGACAUUGUGCAGAAGUGCCACGCAUAUAUGGAGAAUUUGUCCCAUGCUCGGGAAGCCCUGAAGGAUUACCACUGGGCUGCCCAAGGAGUGGUAACCUUCCUCCUCGAAGCCGAGGCCAUGUUCCUGGCACCUCCAGGCGAAUUUGUGGACUGCACAGAGGAGCAAUGGCACACCCAAGAGCCCCAAGCCUCCCUGGGGGAGAGCCUCCAGGCGCAAAUCAGCCAUCUCCUGGAGCUGGCACCCCAGCAGGCCUGUCUCUCUUUCCCCCAGAGCGAACAGCUCCACAUCCAGGUCCUGAGCCACCUUUUGGUGGAGAGGGCCACACUCGAGGCCCAGGUUGAGCUCAGGACAGAGGCCUUGCAGAGGUGUGCAGACAGACAAAGCCUCCACAAGAAGUGUCAUGAGGAGGUAUGGCAUAUCCUGAAGAAAAACGAAUCAAGGCUCUCCGAGUGUGCCACCCAGGAAGUGACAUCCUACGCCAACUGUGCUGACCAACAGGAUAGAGCCAAGACCCUGUCGGAGGAGGUGCUGUCUAUAGCUGGCAAGCUGGAGGAGCUGAGGGUGGUGUGUCCACUGCGGGGGUGCUGUGUGGGCACCGAGGGGGCACAGGGUGCCCUCUGGAGGCGCUGGGCGGCACUGCGGUGCGGCAUCAGCCUCCUCCGGACACGCUUGGAGCAGAGAGGGGCGGAGUGGAGGGACGUCACCAAGAGCAUGGCUCGAUGCAGCAGUGCUCUGGACAAGCUGCAGGGUGAGCUGUCGGACCCCACUGCAGUAUGCUCCAGUCAGGGGGCCCCGAUGGUUCUGUUAGAGCAGACGGAGCAGCACCAGGCUGGACUAGAGCGGGAGCAGCGAAUCCUGGCCUCCCUGGAGCUCCGGCUCUCCCAGCUCCUGGGUGUGUCCAGCCCUCAGGAGGCAGCUAGCCCUGUCCCAGUCUGCCAACGGUUGAGGGACAUGCAGGAGCGCUUUAGGAGCCUGAGAGAGCAGAGCAUGCUGGUCCGGAGUGCGGCACUUUCAGAGGAGCAGGAGAGGGAGCGCUUGCAAGAGCAGAUCGGAGAGGUGGAGCAGCGAGUGGCUACCCUGCUCUCCAUUCUGGUGUCCCACCCCAGCACACGCCAACUCAAGGAGGUCAGAGUGGAGUUGGGUUCCCUGAGGGCCAGGUUACAGUCCAUCAUGGAGUGUGUUGGGACAAAGUAUGCCGCUGUUACACCUCCGGAGGUGGAGAGACAGCUGCAGGAAGUCACUGGCUCUCUGCAGGACAUGGAGGAGAAGAUUGGCCAAGCCCUGGAGAAGAGCAGCCCACUCAAUAGGCUGAGUAGCAGAAUGGGGGAGAUACGUGUCGGGCUAGAAGAGGUCCAGACAUUGCUGCAGCGGAAGAGCUCCUCUGUGUCCGAGGCUGAACAUGUGCUAAAGUUCGUAUGGGACCAGCUGGACCAGUGGCACGGCCGGCUGGCCCUCCUGGAGGGCGAGGUGCAGGAGGCAGCCGAGGAGGAGCCGGAGCAGGCCCAACUCCUCAUGGACCAGAUCACCCAGCCACUUCAGCUCUACCAGGACACGGCCCAGAAGGCUGAGCAGCGCACUGCCUUCCUCCGCAAGAUCCCUGCCUGCCUCCAGGAGUAUAACGAUAUAAUCCAUCGUGCUGGCUGCUGGCUAGAAGAAUCCCAGUCCUGGCUAGACGCUCCCGGCACCUACACCACAGCCAGGAGCCUCCAGAGCCAGACCAACACACUGCAGAUGGUGCUGGAUGACUCGGAGCGUAUCCGGGCCACUCUGGUGGGCUUUGGACCUGUGUUGGUGGAGAUCUCUGCUGUGUGUCACACCACUGCUAUGGAGGAUAAACUAGUCCAGACCGAACGCCAAGUCACCGCCAUGCAGCAUAACAUCAUGGUGCCAUUGGACCAGCUGCUGCACGUCACUCCGGAAGUGGAUGCCAUUGAAGCAGAGGUGAAGACGAUGGAGAAAAAUGUGACCAAGAUCAGAGCUAUUUUAUCCUCCACUGACACAUUGGACAUCUCACUUGAAGAACACCUCCACAACCGGCAGGUAAUCCUGGCCAACAUCCAGUCUAUGCAGAGGACAGUGGGGGAGAUCGAGGGCUGUAAGGCUGAACUUGGACUACCUCAGGGGGCAGAAGAGACACUGAGUGCCUUCCCCAGAGCUGUGCUACUCCUACAGCCCCUCCAAGAGUUGGAACAGCUGACACAGGAGCAGAGUAGAGCGUUGGAGGGCAACAUGCGUGAAGUGAGGGAGGCUGAGGGGGUCAUUCCAUCAUGCAAUGUGUGUGUGACAACAGAACCCAGUGCCCUUAUCUUAAUAAGUUCACAUCAACGGAAUACGGGUCCACCGCGGAUCACCGGACAUCAGGAGGAUGCCUCAGAAGCAUGCCUCUCUGAGGAAGAGGAGGAAUACGAGGAUGAAGAUCAUCACUCAUCAUCCUCUGACACACUCACAUGCAGUUUUCCUGAGGACCCAGACGAGACUCUUAGCCACCAGGAGCUGGCAGAAUCAGUGGCUACAACCACACACUGGCUCCAGGAUAGUGACGCUAUGUCUGAAGCCCACAUCGGCGCUGUCACUAAGGAGUUGGACACCCCGGAGUCUUGUGUAGACCCAGAAGACACUAAUUCUGGUUUAAUAUCUGAGAAGAUCCAACCAACACCUGAAAAAACAGACCGAGCACCUGCAGACACCCUGUCAUUACCGGCUCAGUGGAAACCCAUCUCCAAGACCACUAUAUCAGAAAACAAGCCGACAGAAUCAGUCAGUAAAGACAUUAACAAGGAGACUUUGUCAGUAACCGAGAAGUCUGAAUUAGUAACCAAGGCAACUGUCUCAUUACCUGAAACUAGUUCAGUGACCAUGGAGACUGGACCAGCAUCUGUAAAAAGUGUCUUGGCAACCAAAGAAACUGGAGAAGUACCUGUGAAGAUUGGAUCAGUAACCAAAGAGAUACAAUCAGUACCUGAGACUACUUCUGUAACAAAGAUGACUGGGUCAGUAACAAAGAUGACUGGGUCAGUAACAAAGAUGACUGGGUCAGUAACCAAGAUGACUGGGUCAGUAACCAAGGAAAUUGGGACAGUUGCCAAUGGUCAGUUGCCAAAUACACCCAGCGACCCCCAGGAAGACCUGGAUGGGAGAUGGGACCUCCUUCACACUCGACUGUCUGAGAAACUCAACACCUUGAGGAAUAUUCAGGAGGAGGAUCUACAUGCGGCUACAGGGUCAAGGGCAGAGGGGACCGGCGGUGGCUUUGGUGGUCUGAGAGAGAUAGAGGUGUGUGCUGCAAGCCUUAGACAACUCAGACACAGAGCAAGUGGGCUUUCCUCUGCCAAUUCAAAGGAAGGCGGCUAUCCCAUGUUGGAUAGAGAGCUCUACACAGCUCUGUGUGGAGUGGAGCAUUCUCUGGAAACACUCACUGGCCUGUUGCCCAGUCCCUCUAUUACCACAGUGGAGGACAGUCAACUAAGAUUGCUACAGAUGGAGUGCCUCUCAGUGGAGCUGCCAGCCUUGAGUGAGGAGCUGAACCAUUUAAGGUCAGGCAUCAACCCAGACCAGUUGUCUGAAGCACCAGAGACCACAGCCCAGUGUGUGACCUGUCUUCAGUGUUGUUUUCAAACAGCCCAGUCAGCCCUCACCUCCUCACUGAGCCGGCUACACACAGAACUGGGCCACAAUCAGGCAGGGACGGAGCAACAGGAGAGCCACGUGUGCGUGUAUGAUGAUUUUGAACGUGGACAGAGUGAUCCAUUCACACACAUCAAGGAUGUCCCCAUGCUGGAGUAUGUCGUUGGUCGGUGUCCCGAGGAUGCAGUGGAGCUGCAGCGGGUGUCCCAGGCCCUGCUGCAGGGUUUGGCCAGUCUGGUGGAGCUAGGCAGAGAGCGUCUGGCAGACAGUCAGGACCACCCACCACACAGCCGCACCCAGCUGCAGACUCUGCUCAGCAGGCACAAGAAGUUGUACCAGGUUAUGGAAUCCCAGCUGGCAUUGGUUCAGCGGCUGUUCCAGUGUGAGCCACAGGGGGGGCUGGUUGGUCAAGAGGAUGAACAGGUCCGGCUGGAGCAACAGGUCACCACUCUGCAGCAACAUGCUCUGGAGCAGGGAGCCACCAUGCACAGAAGGCUGCAGGUCUGGACAAGGUGGGAGGAGGGCUGUGUUCAGCUGGGCCGGCAGCUGGAGGAGCUGGAAGCCCUCAUCCCCUGCGAGGAUCUGGUGGAGGAAAAAGAGGGGCUACUACAGGAAAGACUGGACACCUGUCAGCGAGUGCUGGCCCUGUUGGAGGAGUGCAGGCCUGCCCUGGGCUCGGUCCUGGACCAGGGGAAGGCUCUGCAGGCCUGGGGAUGCAGUACCGGGGUCGGCGGCACAGGAGGCGUACUGGAGCUGCGCUGGCGGGCUGUCCGCAGCAAGGCAGAGCAGGAGAGCCAACGCAGCCGCGACAUAAGGGACAACUGGACCAGGUUCCACAACGACUCUGUUUCGCUCACUGGAUGGAUGGGCAGUGUUAAAGAACGCCUGAAGACAUGGAGAAGUCUGCCCGACGCCACACCUCAAAACGAGGAGCUCACCAGUACUUACCUCAUCCAGCUACUGGAGUUUUCAGUGGAGCUGGAAACCAGGUCCGCUGAAAAGGCCUCUGCGCUCAGGGCGGGCACAUUGCUACUGCAGCUGAAGGAGGCUGAUGCACCGGGGCUGCGCAGACAGCUAGCGCAGCUGGAGCAAACUUGGACCGAAGUCACGUCUGCACUUCCCAUAGCCCAGGAGAGACUGCACCAGCUCCUGCUGGAGAAGUGGCCACCAUGCCAGGUAUUGUCAGGCCUGGAGGCGUGGGUGAAGGACAAAGAAGCCAGGCUAGAAGAUCAGGGACAGGCCACCAUCAAGGCCUGCCAUGACGCAGAUCAGCUCAGACAUAUAAUCCAAUACUACCAGGGGUGCCAGGCAGGCAAUGCCAGCGGGCAACUCACCCUGGAUUUCCUGUGCCAGUCCGAACCGCAGUCAGUGGCAGCGUCGGAUAACUCUGUCAGCUGCUCUGAGGAGCGCACACUCUUUGCCGAGCGAUUGGGUGCCCUCAACUUAAGCUGGCUCCUCCUAGAAGGGAAGCUGGGCAGUCAAGUGCACCAGGCUGAGGAGCUGUUCCGCAUCUGCGCAGAAAGAGAGAAGCGACUGCGACGGGUGCUCAGCUGGGCUGCGGGGCUGAGAGAGAGGCUGAGGGAGUGGCAGAGACCUGUCAGUCAGACUCAGGUGUACAAGGCCCUGCAGGAGUGGGAGGCUGUGGAGGAGAAACUGAAAGACGUGUGUGUGGAGGUCGAGGAUCUGGUCCGCGACACCUGGUCUGCAGACACAGUCACCCAGGUCUGCACAGACUUAAACCAACAGGUUGGGAGCCUGAGGCCUGAUCUCCAGCGGGUUCUGGUUCAGUGGGGCCAGUUUGAGAAGGAGCUGGGUGAUGUUUCAUUCUACACCACUAAGCUGCGCUGUGGUCUGGAACACAGCAGUGCUCCCUUCCUCUCCUACCACCAGGUCAAAAGGCAUGUGGAGCAGCUACAGUGCCUCCAGGAGGAGGCUGGGAUGGGGGCGGAGAUGUGGACUGCUCUGGACCAGUCGUACGCAGGCUUGUCGGACACUAUCAGUCCUGGAGCGGCCCAACUCCUUAUUGAGAGACUUGAGGAGGAGAGAACACAGUGGAAGGCGCUAGUGCAGGAGGUGGAUGAGGAGCUGCUGAGAACUGGGGAUCUGCUGUCGUUCUGGGGGGAGUACAACCGUCUGUACGAACAAUGCUCCGUCCGCCUGCAACACCACCAGGAACAGUGGGGGGCGCUGCUCAGUUUCCUGUCAACACCAUGCCACUCCACACAGGACCUGGUCGAUGCCAUCAAGCAUCAGCAGGUUGGCUUUGAGGAUGUUCAAGGCAGUCUGGGCGAAGUCCUGGAAGCCUCCAAGCCUCUGAUUGGACAGGCGGAGCCACUUGUCGCCGCCAUCGUUCAAUCAAAGUCCAUGUUGUUGUCACGUGACCUGGUGCUGCUGGGCCAGGCGUUGUCAGGGAAACGUGCACGUCUUCAGGAGGAUUUGGAUCAGCGCCACACAAUUAGCACUAGUAUGGAUUCACUGGAGCUGCAGACCGAGGCUUUGCGUCACAUGCUCACUUCUGAUGUCUGCAGCAUGGACAGUGUGAAGACUGCUCUGAUGGCGCUGAGCCAUCUGCAUCCUGCCCUGGAUGACCUCACUGAGGCAAGCCUUUCUGUGACCCUGGAUGGCCUGGAAGCAGAUAGACUGAAGUCCCUGACCAGGAAGUGGGCGCAGGCCCUCUACUGCGCCUCCCAUAUGAACAGAAAAUUGCAAGCUGAGGCCCAGCACUCCCAGAGCCUUCAACAGAAGUGGGACAGCUGGGAGGGCUUCCAGGAGAAGAUGGAGGAGGACUUGGCCCCAGACGUUUCUGGAAACUACUCCGGCCUCCGUGAGCAACUGGCAAUCCAUCAGAGACUCCGGAUUGAAGUAUUGGCUGGGCACCAACUCUUGAGAGGGGUGAUCGUCAUCUCAAUGAAGUCAAUUGAAGACACGCCAGAGGAGAAAAGCAGGCCUGACCUCACCCUAAAGCUCGCCCAGAUGAGAGAGCGAUGGAAGCGGAUUGUUAGUGUGGCACAGCAGCGAAGUAGCCUGGUGCAGGAACGGCUGGGCCAGUGGCGGUUCUACACCCGGGGUGUGAGGAGGCUAGGGGGGCUGCUGAGAGAUGUGGAGACCUUACUUCCUUCUGCUGCUCAGGCCCUCUGCACUCUGCAGCAGCUACCAUGUUCCCUGGAGGACUUGGGGCGUGCUGAAGACACUCUCGCCCAACACAACGGCUUCUACAGACACACCCUAGAGACAGGCAGGCUGCUAUCCUCCAUGGCAGAGCUACAGACACAGGCCCAGCUACAGACAGAGUUACAGACCUUGCAGGAGUCCUGGGACCACGCCAGGGAGCUACUGGGAGAAAGGAGAUUCCUGCUGGAAACUGUUGUUCAGAAUUGGGGCCACUUUCAAGUCAGACUAGUCGACAGCGCACACAAACUGGACGAGCUCAGGGACAGGCUGAAGCAACCGCUGCCAGAGAGGCUGGAGGAGCUACAGGUUGAAGAGAAACUCACAGAGGAGAACGAGGCCUCUCUGGAGUUGUGGGCUGGUGGAGUGAAGGAGUUGUCCACCAUGAAGACGGAUCUGUCCCAGUACAUCUUGGCCGGGGAUGCUACCCUACUACAAGGACAGGUGGAGCAGCUGCACUGCCAGUGGGAGGAACUCUGUCUAAAGGUAUCCCUACGCAGGCAGGAGAUCGCCGACCGGCUCAGUGCCUGGACCAUCUUCAACGACAAGAACAAGGAGCUGUGCGACUGGCUGACCCAGAUGGAGUACAAGGUGUCGCACAGCAGAGACCUCAGCCUCGAGGAGAUGGUGGAGAAACUGAAGAAGGACUGUAUGGAGGAGAUCAACCUGUUCAGUGAGAACAAAAGCCACCUCAAGAAGCUGGGGGAGCAGCUGAUGCUGGCCAGCGACCAGGCCAAGCAGGCCCAGCUCCACGGCACCCUGAGGGACGCCAGGGACCGUUGGCAGCACCUCUUCCACCACAUAGAGGCCAGGGUGAGGAAGCUGAAGGAGACCCUGGGUAUGGUGCAGCAGCUGGACAAGAACAUGAGCAACCUGCGAUCAUGGCUGUCCCGCAUCGAGACCCAGCUGGCCAGGCCCGUCACCUACAACGUGUGUCACCAUGAGGAGAUCCAGAGACGGCUUUCCCAACAGCAGGAGCUGCAGAGGGACAUCGAGCAGCACACGGAGGGCGUGGCAUCCGUCUUGAGGCUGUGCGACAUCCUGCUGCACGACCAGGAUGCGUGUGGUGGCGGCGACGGCGAGAAUGACUCCAUCCAGCAGACCACCUGCAGCCUAGACCAGCGCUGGAAGGCCAUCUGUGCCAUGUCCCUGGAGAGGAGGCUCAGGAUCGAGGAGACCUGGAGGCUGUGGUGUAAGUUCCUGGAUGACUACUCGUGCUUUGAGGACUGGCUGAAGUUGGCCGAACGCACGGCAGCCAACCCCAACUCUGACAACGUUCCGUACACAGUCGCCAAGGAGGAGCUCAAGAAGUUUGAGGGCUUCCAGAGGCAGGUGCAGGAGCGUGUGACCCAGCUGGAGCUGGUCAACAACCAGUACCGCAGGCUGGCCCGGGAGAACCGCACAGACGGCGCCAGCCGCAUCAAGGUUAUGGUCCAUGAGGGCAACUGCCGCUGGGAUACACUGCACAGGAGGACGGCGGCCAUCUUACGCAGGCUAAAGCAUUUUACGGGCCAGAGAGAGGAGUUUGAGGGGACCAGGGAGAGCCUGCUGGUGUGGCUGACGGAGAUGGACCUGCAGCUCACCAACGUGGAGCACUUUUCUGAGACAGACACGCAGCACAAGAUGAAGCAGCUCAACGUAAGGGGGGAAUGGAUCACCCUCAACACGGAGCGCAUCGACGGGCUGAUUGUGUUCGGCGAGGGCCUGAUCCAGAGGAGCUCUCCGCUGGACGCCGCUCUCAUCGAGGACGAGCUAGAGGAGCUACACUCCUACUGUCAGGAGGUGUUUGGCAGGGUGGUCCGCUUCCACCAGCGCCUCACGCAGCCACCGGUGUUGAAGGAGGAACCGGAGCUCUUCAGUGGGGACAAGCCCCUGGUGGGGAGCUGUGAGCUGAUUGGCCGUUCCUGGCUGGGGCGGAGCCAGAGUCAGGGGAGUGCCCCUGCCACACCCACCCACCUAUUGGCCCCUCCCCUGGAGUGUUCGGGCCGGGAGACACCCGUGAGCGUGUGCGACUCCAUCCCUCUGGAAUGGGACCACACAGGAGACGUAGGAGGAUCUUCGUCCCACGAGGAGGAGGAGGUUGAGAAGAAAGACGGGACCUACUACAGUACUCUGUCAGAGGUGGAGGUUACAGAGAGUCCAGAGGACUUUGUGAAAGCCACGGCUCUCUCACUGGGAGCUGAUCCCUCUGUUCCACUCAGAUCCAUGGCCAUACCCGAAUCUCCAAGUUGGCGCUCACCAGGCGACCCGGACAGGGAGUCCCUCCACCUGGACUCUCCUGACGGCCUGGACCCCUCACCUACACACACUAGCACUCCCUUCAAACAAGGCUACGUGCGUCUGAUGUCAGAGUGCAGUGGUAGCAUCAAAAGUGUCAAAAGGGUCUCCCUGAUCCUGGAUGAUGAGGAGCAGCCCGAGGAACAGGGCCUCACUGGCCUGACGACCGCUGACAAACAAUCAGGGGUGAUCGAGCGCUGGGAGCUGCUGCAGGCUCAGGCCAGGAGCAACCUGCUGUCUGGCCUGCGGGAGCCUUGCCAGUUGACCUCUGACCUGCGUGACAUCACUUCCUGGCUGAGGUGGGUAACGCCAGAGCUGGAGAGAGUGCAGGUUCCUGAGACCCCCACCAGCAUCCAAGACAUGGAGGCUAGGGUCAAACAACUCAAGGAGAUGCAGAAGGUAUUUGCUCACUACAAGGCCGUCAUGCUGUCGCUUAACCUGGGCGGUCGCGACGGUCCGGAGGCCCGGGAGCUAGGGGAGGGCCUGGCUAGUAUGAACCAGGGCUGGAUGCUGGCCUGUGCUGGCCUGGAGGAGUGGCAGGACAGUCUGCGUACCACUGUCAUGCGCUGUCAGGAGUUCCACGAGACGCUGCACUCCCUGCUGCUGUGGCUGGCCCAUGCCGAGAGCAGGCGCUACGCCGUCGACAUCCACCACCCGGACACGCCGCCAGGCAUGCUGUUGGAGCACCGCAACACACUCACUGGCCUGCAGAAUGAGUUGCGGGCGAGACAGAGCCAGGUGGGCUCGCUCCAGGGGCUGUGGGGCCAGCUGCAGCCAGCGGAGGAGGAGGGGGGGGAGGAGAGCAUAGAGGCUCGGGAGAAGCUCCACGUGACAGCCAACAAACUGUGGACGCUGCUCCGCCAGGUGGCCCAUGACCUCAGCGUCGUGCAGGAGCGCCUGGACUGUGGGACUCUAUCUGCAGGUCCGGCUGCGGCUCGAGCUGCAGUUGAAAGUGAGGGCAGAGGGCAGGCGGAGGCCAGUCAGUCCCCGUCUAAUGCCAGUCAACAGGAGAGCACCAAUACCACACCAACCUCGGCUGGCAGAAGGGGGGAGAAGAGGGACCCAACCCCACCUCGGUCCUUCUUCUACCGCGUGCUGCGAGCCGCCUUUCCCCUACACCUCCUCCUCCUCCUGGUCCUAGUGCUGGCCUGCCUGGUGCCCCUGGCUGAGAACGACCACAGCUGCACACUGUCCAACAACUUUGCCCGCUCCUUCUACCCCAUGUUGCGCUACACCAAUGGCCCACCACCCACCUGAUACAAACACACACACUGACAUGAGUGGCCUGCUUCCAAAGCUAACCCAUCGAUACUCUCUGCUUAAGAGCUGGAGAGAGGACAUUGUUACGGUCCCAAAAUUGUAUUUUAAAUAUCUAUAUUUAUAGAUUUGAAUUUAUAAUUAAUUUAUUCCCUUAAAAGCCAUACCGAUGUUCAAUUUCUAUCAAACAAUUGAUGUGAUCCACCCAUUUGGAACUCUUGCCGCUAACGUCACUAGCAAGUACUGUAUUUCAAAGGAGACUUGUUUUUGUGAGGUUGUGUUCUGCUUGUAAAGAUGUCUAUCAUAAUGAUUUGCCCUUCAAGCCAUGUAUUGAAGUAGCAGUCUGUUUUAGGACCUAUCCAGUCCACAACAACUUUAUAUUGAUGUUCUUUCAGAAUAAUGUCACCUGCACUCAUUCAAAAAUGCCUUCUGUAAGCGUCUACUAUUCAAAUAAUCAAAUUUUGCGACCCUUUUACUUGGCUGUGUGAGUGAAAUGUUUAAUUGGUCGCACUGGUGUGAGCUGCACAUUCUACCUGGUCGCCUCAAUCAAAACGUGCAAUUUUUGGGGGCGGAUAAAACCAAGGAAUUUGUUAAAGAGUAAAGUGCAUUAUCCUCAUGAUUCCUGUAAUAAAUGUGUCUGCCCUGCC
Molecule: messenger RNA, 24030 nt
Organism: Oncorhynchus nerka (sockeye salmon)
Lineage: Eukaryota; Metazoa; Chordata; Actinopteri; Salmoniformes; Salmonidae
Product: nesprin-2-like
Exons: 111
Coding region: 32-23383 (7783 amino acids)
Biological process (GO): nucleus organization; nuclear migration; cytoskeleton organization
Cellular component (GO): nuclear envelope; perinuclear region of cytoplasm; membrane
Molecular function (GO): kinesin binding
Source: RefSeq, a predicted model, not a curated record